Molecule: messenger RNA, 1658 nt
Organism: Salmo salar (Atlantic salmon)
Lineage: Eukaryota; Metazoa; Chordata; Actinopteri; Salmoniformes; Salmonidae
Gene: ub2e3
Product: Ubiquitin-conjugating enzyme E2 E3
Source: RefSeq, a predicted model, not a curated record
GCAGCGUCUCCUUUCCUUCCGAUUCUCCAAUGUCCACAGCUUGGCCGGAGCUCGUCGUCUUUCCGGCUCCAUUUCCACCGGAUUUUUAACGCUCCUACCCGUCUCAGAUCAAGACGAGACCACGCCAAAGGUAAAGAAGAAGCUCCAAUGAUCCGGGAGAGUCUAGGGGGAAUCAAAAUGUCCAGUGAAAGACAGGGGCGGUCAGAUGACGAGAGUCCAAGCACCAGCAGUGGUAGUUCUGAUGCGGACCAGAGAGACCCGGCGGUGCCGGAGCCAGAGGAGGCAGAGGAGAGAAAGCAGCAGCCCCCCACACCUCCUCAGCAACAGAAGAAACCCACCAAAUUAUCCAGCAAGACUACCGCCAAGUUGUCCACUAGUGCUAAAAGAAUCCAGAAGGAGCUCGCUGAGAUCACUCUAGAUCCACCCCCUAACUGCAGCUAUCUGCAUGAUCAUCAAUCAUCAACGCUCAGGGUGGGGUCAGACAGUACAUCUCGGUAUGGAGUGCAGUUUACAAGUGCGGGACCCAAGGGAGACAACAUCUAUGAGUGGAGAUCCACCAUCCUGGGACCACCAGGCUCUGUGUACGAGGGAGGGGUCUUCUUCCUAGAUAUCACCUUCUCAUCCGACUACCCCUUCAAGCCACCAAAGGUGACAUUCCGCACCAGGAUCUACCACUGUAACAUAAACAGUCAGGGUGUGAUCUGCCUGGAUAUCCUGAAAGACAACUGGAGCCCCGCCCUCACCAUCUCCAAGGUGCUGCUGUCCAUCUGUUCCCUGCUCACAGACUGUAACCCUGCUGACCCUCUGGUUGGUAGCAUUGCCACUCAGUACCUGACCAACAGAGCCGAGCAUGACAGGAUAGCCCGACAGUGGACCAAGAGAUACGCCACUUAGAGGUCACGACCCCUAACCCCGUCCUGUCUGAUCCCCUGUCCACCCAGUCCCCCUGCCUGCAGUGUGAAGGUCCCGGAGGCGACGUCACAUCGUGCAACAAAUCUUUAUAGCCUUUACAAUACGGACUUCUGUGUAUCUGUCUGAUUACUGAUUCUACUCCUCCACAUUUUUCCCUGCUAUGAGGACUGGGUCUGAAGAGACAGAGAGAAAGAUCCAAGCAGGCAUUGUCUCACGUCAGAUAGCGAAGCUGCGUCUCCGUCUGCACUGAUAGUUCAUGGCAACACAGAGCGUUAGAAUGACGCCAUCUGCCGGAAGACAAUGCCCAACAAAAGGUAAAUGUAUAUUGGAGUAGAAUUUUGUAGCUGUAGAUUUUAGUUAUGUUUAAAUGCCUCUACUUGCAAGUCUUGCUUCUUUGGGAUAUUAAAAAAUAAAAUGUAUUUUGUGAUGUAAUAAAGGAAACUAUUCCUAAAGUCUCAACCAAAUAUUAUGGUGCAUUUUAGCCUUGUCCAUUAUCUGUAUGAAGUUAAAGAAGAAACAACUAGCUGAUGUAGAUUAUUAGAGAUGAUGAUGUCAUUUAUAUGAAAGCCAGACACCCAUUUCCACUUAUGUAGUUACAUUAUACUGUUGUGAUGACUCUGUUUUACCUUGUCAAUUUGUAAUGAAAACGAGAUUUCAUUGAAACCUUUUUGUAGCUCAACAAAAGAUGAGCCACCACUGUAACAUCCCCAAAACACAAUAAACUUGUCCCCAAGGGUUGAAUUGUA